CCGGGCGGAAGUGUGGCGGCGAUACGGAAGUUGGGUACGGGCGAGGGGUCCGUGGACAUGUCGGCUUCCCUGCUGCGGCGGGGGUUGGAGCUGCUGGAGGCGCCGGGCCAGAGAAAGGCCCUGCCGGGUCUCCAGCGGGGGCGGGAGGGCCCUAAGGCGGUGGGAGCUGCGAGGCGGAGGAGGGCGGCGGCGGAGUCCGGCAGGAACAGGACCACGGUCAAGGGUAGAGUCGUGAAGUCGGCGAUAGAGGAGUACCACAAGAAGAAGCCUGUGAAUCACCUGAAAACAAACCUGAAGUACAUGUUGAAGGGACGAGUUGUUGCAAACAAAGCCAUCACAGAACAAGUUCUUGCUCAGAACAGAGGCAGGAAGUCCAAAGAUCAGCCUCCAAAGAAGGUGGCAAAGAAGAAGCCAGAGGGCACUGUCUUCACUGAGGAAGAUUUCCGUAAAUUUGAACGAGAAUACUUUGGGAGACCGUAAAAAAUGUGACAGGGAUUCUCUUAGUUCAGAUCUGCAGCUGAGUGCUCAGCACACAGGACUGGCCAUUUCUUGCUUGUAUUUGAGAUGGGACAUGGGAGAUGUAUCUCUAUCUCUGUCAGAAAGUGUUUUGAUGUCACACUUGCAGAGAAACUCCACAUCUGUGAUGAACUUGUUACUGGCCGGAUAGAGCCAUGAAGGUUCUCUCGGCUCCAAGAUGUGCUGCCCUUAUCAUCUGCAGCCAACUUGUCUCACAUUCUUGAUGUAGAAGGGUGGACUAAGCCAAACUGAAAACUUGUUCCCCUUCCUCAAGAUGUCAGGCUCCUGAUGCCUGUAUUAUUUGGCAGGGAGCUUUAAAGUACAGUCUCUGAAUGGAGAAAUGUUUUGGUCUGGCAGUAAUAAAGCCUCAGAAGGGAAGGGUGCUUUCAGAGAACAUGAAACCAGAGUAGCCCUGCAGUUUCUGUUUUUAUUACAGCUUCUGUCAGGUUUUUCAGUCAUUGCAAAAACUUUGUAUAUAUAAUUUGAUUAAAUAAUUGUUGCAGA
Calypte anna (Anna's hummingbird) is the source of this 1020-nucleotide messenger RNA. RefSeq names its product ribosomal protein S19 binding protein 1 (gene RPS19BP1). The record is from RefSeq and is a predicted model, not a curated record. Gene Ontology annotation, molecular function: enzyme binding. Lineage: Eukaryota; Metazoa; Chordata; Aves; Apodiformes; Trochilidae. Gene Ontology annotation, cellular component: nucleolus. The coding region runs from base 58 to 480 and encodes 140 amino acids. The transcript has 4 exons.